Messenger RNA from Folsomia candida, 639 nucleotides. RefSeq lists its product as uncharacterized. Bases 233 to 625 code for a protein of 130 amino acids. The record is from RefSeq and is a predicted model, not a curated record. The transcript has 2 exons. Lineage: Eukaryota; Metazoa; Arthropoda; Collembola; Entomobryomorpha; Isotomidae.
CCACUUAAAUCCCAUGUACACAAGUGUCAUGGAAUUGUAAAAAAUCCCCCAAAUCCCAACUCCAUGAAUGUCAUGGAAUUUUGAAAUUUGGUCGUGUGUCCCAGAUACACGAAUGUCAUGGACACACGACAAAAUCCGUUGAAUCCCAGAUACACAAAUACGUGUAUUUAAAAAAAAAAAUAUUUUGCGACUACGAAAAGUGAUUUUGCAGGUCAAUUUUGCCAAUUCCAAGAUGUCAGACGGUAAUUUUGAACAAAUUCAUAUAUAUUUAAAUAUCAUAUAUGUAUGUGCAUAUACAUAUAUUGUAUACGGUGCAGAAAGCGAUUCAGAAGAGCAUUUUCAUGAUUCGGGGUCUGAGGAGGAGGAUAGCGACAGUGCAACACAAAGGGAUUCCGAGGACGAUUCAGAUUCGUUGGAUGGCACUGCGAAUCGCGACCCCACCUUCAGGGAAAAUGAGCUGUUCGCCCCUGUCGUUGAAGAUUUUGACGAGUCCGAAGACAAAAUCCGCCCGGAAUUUGGCGUUUCAAGAAGGACGUCCCCUCUACAAAUGCUGCAGAAAUUCCUCACUGACGGAAUCAUUGGGGAUAUGGUGCGAGAGACGAACCGGUACGCAGAACAGGAUUAGACAAGGCACCCUGC